AUGGAGCACCCAUCUGCUGAGGGCCAGCAGCUCCAGCACACCAACACCACGCGCGAGCACCGCAGGCUGACCAAGAGGGGCCCGCCGCCCGUCUCCUACAAUCCCAAUCCCGCCGCCCGCUCCCUGCGCAGAGCCCCCUCGGCUCCCACCUACCCUCACACCCUCAAGCAGCUCGGCCACCAUCACCGCCGCAGUCCCACGGCCGAGUUCCUGUCGGCCUCCAACUCGUCGCUCGACCACCAACAACACCCGCCCGCCCUCCGCCGCUCGUUUACCGACAAGGCCAACGACGACCUCAUUGGGUCGCCGUUUGACGCCCAGGGUCUCUGCCAAAACAUCAACGAGAUCCAGUCCUCGCCCACCAAACAUCAACAACAACAACAACGCCCCCCGCCGCCCCAGCAUUCGCGCACCGCGGAUGCCCGCCUGUUCACUCCGCGUCUGAGACAGUCUGCGAGCUUUGGCGCCCUCGGCAGGAAGAUGGAGACGAUAACCACGCCCUCGGCCGCCUCGGAUCGCGACAACAAACGCUUCUCGGGCGAGGUCAAGCCCUCCAAGCUCUCCCGCCCCGACACCCUGAAGAAGACCAAGACGGGCUUCACCAAUUUUGUCAGCGGCCUGGUCGGUUCGCCGCGUCGCCCGACCAUCUCGACGCCCACCAAUCCGCUCCACGUCACCCACGUGUCGAUUGACAAUGACACGGGCGAGUUCACGGGCCUGCCCCGCGAAUGGCAGCAGAUCCUCAAGGCCAACGGCAUCGACGAGCAGGAGCAGAAGAAGAACCCCGAGGUCCUCACCGACGUCGUCGCAUUCUACCAGGAAAACACGUCGAGUCGCUCCGACGACCACAUCUGGGACAAGAUCGGUCACGCUCAGCCUAGCAACUAUGUGACGACUCCAGGCCACUCGGCCGGCGGGGGAACGCCGCUGUUGAGCCCGCCCGUCAGCCCGCGUUUCCCUCGUAGCACUGAGGACUCGUUCGAGAACCCUCGGGCGCCGCCUCCGGUCCCUCGCGGCGGCGCCGGCGCCUCGCCCGUCACCUCGCCCUCGUCGAGCAGCAGCAACGGCAUGGUCCCACACCGUCCCGCGCCCCGCCCUCCGCAGGCGCAAUCCAACGUCGUACCGAUGCGCCCCGCCCCGCCCGCGCCUGGCGUCGAGCGCAUCCCCGAGGACCUCCCUGCCACCACCUACACUCCUCCUGCCACCGACGCAGCAGCAGGCCACCGCAGCCGCGCCAACACCAACGACGCCGCCGCCGGCCCCGCUCACCACGGCGCCCCGGCCACCGGCACCGUCCAGCAGUACCAGGACCAGCAGCAGCAGGCCAUGCUCGCCGCGCAGCAGUCCAUCGCUCGCCAGCAACAGCAGCAGCUGGAACGCUCGCGCAGCCAGCGCCACUACCAGCAACACCCGUAUCAGUCGGCGCAACCCCCGCAGCCGCAGUUUGCGCAUGCCGAUCCGCACAACGUCCCUAUGCCUCAGCAGCCGGCACGCGUUGGCCCUGCGCCGCCUGGUGGUCGGCCUCGCCAGCGCCCGCGCGAGAGCGCGCAGGGCAGCAACAUCAUCGAGCGCCUCAACGCGAUCUGCAAUCCUUCUGAUCCCACCAAGAUGUACCGCAAUUUCAACAAGAUCGGUCAGGGUGCUUCGGGCGGUGUCUUCACCGCUUACCAGAUGGGCACGAACCGCUGCGUCGCCAUCAAGCAGAUGAACCUCGACCAGCAGCCCAAGAAGGACCUGAUCAUCAACGAGAUUCUCGUCAUGCGCGAGUCGAAGCAUCGCAACAUUGUCAACUUUAUCGAUUCCUUCCUCGUCAAGGCCGACCUCUGGGUCGUCAUGGAGUACAUGGAGGGCGGUUCGCUGACCGACGUUGUGACGUUCAACAUCAUGAGCGAGGGCCAGAUUGCUGCCGUUUCGCGCGAGGUGCUGUGCGGUCUGCAGCACCUACACUCCAAGGGCGUCAUCCACCGUGACAUCAAGUCGGACAACAUUCUGCUCUCCAUGGAGGGUAACAUCAAGCUGACCGAUUUCGGUUUCUGCGCCCAGAUCAACGAGUCUGAGCGCAAGCGCACGACCAUGGUUGGCACGCCCUACUGGAUGGCCCCCGAGGUCGUCACCCGCAAGGAGUACGGCCGGAAGGUUGACAUCUGGUCAUUGGGCAUCAUGGCCAUCGAAAUGAUCGAGGGCGAGCCUCCGUACCUGAACGAGUCGCCUCUCCGCGCGCUUUGGCUCAUCGCGACCAAUGGCACGCCAACGAUCAAGGAAGAGCACAACUUGACGGCCAUCUUCAAGGACUUCCUUGGCUUCGCGCUCAAGGUCGACCCCGACAAGCGCGCGAGCGCCCAUGACCUGUUGACUCACCCGUUCAUCCAAACCGCUGAGCCGCUGGCCACUCUGGCGCCGCUUGUCAAGGCUGCACGUCAGGCGCGUGCCGAGGAGCGCAAGAAGAAAGGUGGUGCUUAG
Molecule: messenger RNA, 2460 nt
Organism: Aplosporella prunicola CBS 121167
Lineage: Eukaryota; Fungi; Ascomycota; Dothideomycetes; Botryosphaeriales; Aplosporellaceae
Exons: 4
Coding region: 1-2460 (819 amino acids)
Biological process (GO): intracellular signal transduction; regulation of MAPK cascade; protein phosphorylation
Cellular component (GO): cytoplasm
Molecular function (GO): ATP binding; protein serine/threonine kinase activity
Source: RefSeq, a predicted model, not a curated record